This is a messenger RNA of Prunus persica (peach), 1715 nucleotides long. RefSeq names its product tetrapyrrole-binding protein, chloroplastic. The coding region runs from base 795 to 1589 and encodes 264 amino acids. NCBI's taxonomy places the organism in Eukaryota, Viridiplantae, Streptophyta, Magnoliopsida, Rosales, Rosaceae. Gene Ontology annotation, biological process: chloroplast-nucleus signaling pathway. Gene Ontology annotation, cellular component: chloroplast. The transcript has a single exon. The record is from RefSeq and is a predicted model, not a curated record. Gene Ontology annotation, molecular function: tetrapyrrole binding.
AAUGCUCCUCAAUAAAUAACAACAGUUAGAAUAAUUUAACAUAAAUUGAACAAUAUCUUCGAAUUGCUUGGAAUUGAAAAAUCACAUUAACUUUAACGGUAUUAAAAAAAAAAAAAACCACGAAGACUAAAAGUGCCUAAAUUUCUUUAUGCGACAAAAUUAUUACGCAAGUCGCAUAUUUAAAAUAAAAUGGACUGUUGACUGAGAAGCAUAAAACACCUCCUACAUCGCGACAAUUGAAAUUACCAGAAAAGGGCAAGUGAAACGUUCUCUCCCACCGAAUAAAUAAGCCAAGGGAUUUUGUCAAAAAAAAAAAAAAAAGCCAAGGGAUAUCUGUUGGAGUGUUCAUUUUUGUCUUGGCAGACCCAAAAAGUUAAAAAAAUUAAAAAUUAAAAAUUAAAAAAAAACCUUCAUAUUUGUCUUCUUGCCAUUGUGCCACUUGGUUAUUUUCUGGGGCCCCCAAUCAAUGUGUAACUAAAAAGUGAAUUUCAUAUACACAUUGAUUUUAUUUAUAUAUAUUACAUGUGCAUACGAGGAUCAAGCCUCACCCACAUCUAGCCAAUCAAAGUUCUCACUUCUAUUGCUCCUCAUCACCUCUCCAAUUCCCCCUUCACUCAUUUCUUAUCUGUCAUAUAUCAAACUCAAAACUCACAAACACAACACAUCUCUCCAUAUCUCUAAGCCCAUCUCCUCCCUUCCCCUUUGGCCCUCCUAACUUCUCCUACUUCUCCUCCUCCUCCUCCACCACCACCACGACCACACACAACUCUCUCUCUCUCUCUCUCUCUCUCUCUAUGGCAACCAAGUCUUUCGAAUCCAUAUGCCACAAUCACCACUCACUCCUCAACCACCACCACCACACAGAGAUAGCUCCUUCCACACUCUCCUCCACUCUCUUCCUCAAACCCACCACCACAAACACCCCAAACACCAUAAGCAUUUCUUCUCUCUCCUCCACCAAAACCUUCUCAAUCUCACCCACCACUUCACUCUCCACACCCUCCUCCACCCAAGCCAUCUCCUUUGACCUCCUACAGCAGCACCUCUCCACCCAAAACUUCCGUGAAGCGGACGAAGAAACCCGCCGCCUCCUCAUCGUCCUGGCCGGAGAACAAGCCCAGAAGCGAGGCUACGUCUUCUUCUCCGAGGCCCAGUUCAUCUCAGAAGCCGACCUCAAGGCCAUUGACGACCUCUGGAGGCAGCACAGCAACAACAAAUUUGGGUACAGCGUCCAGAGAAAAAUAUAUGGCAAAGUGAGCAAUGACUUCACCAAAUUCUUCAUUAAGGUUGGGUGGAUGAAGAAGCUGGACACAGAAGUUGAGCAAUACAACUACAGAGCCUUCCCCAAUGAGUUCAUCUGGGAGCUCAACGAGGACACACCAGAAGGCCAUCUGCCAUUGACGAAUGCUUUGAGAGGAACCCAGCUGCUCAAAAGCAUUUUAGAACAUCCAGCUUUCAAGCCCACAGAGGAAGAGCUGCUUCAGGCCAAGGCUGCAGGUGAAGACAUGGGCAAUGGAGUUACAGGGUUGAAAGGGUUCAUGGAUGGCUCCAAAAGCAAAAGAGUGCUCAAAUCAGACUAUAGCUUUUGAAUUUGAAAUAUGAUCAAUUUGAAUGUUCUGGAACUUACCCAGUAUCAAUAUUUGCACAGGAAAUUAAAAUGACAUUUGGGGUUUUUGUAACAAUUAAUUAAUGUGCUUGGUUGAUGAUUGCUUCUA